AUGAAGACUCGUGGGAUUGCAGCAGUGAACUUCACAAACAGGAGGCUGCUCUUUCAGCGAUUAAAGAAGCCAUUCAAAGAAGAAGAUUCUGGGAAGCACCAUGAGUAUUCAAUCAGACCCGACACUUUUGCAUUCAAAGUAAGCAGUGAUAGGCUGAACCAGACGAUUGGAGCGACGCACCCACUACAAAAGGAUCUGGCCAGUGAGUCAUCCUUGAACCUUCUCGAGUAUAUCUACAAAAAUGCUACAAAUUACCCAUUCAAGAACCACAGUCCGCAGGAUGUGUUCAACAGAUACCCACUCACGAAUGCGGCAAAGAUGGGGCGUCUUAAGACGAGGCCACGGAAAGCGAAGAUGCUAGUAUCUGACUUCAUUGAGGAUUCUCUAUAUAACCCCAGCUAUGGCUACUUUUCGCAAGAGGUGGAGAUUUUUCACAAUGACAAGCCGUUUAAUUACAAUGAGAUCCAAGACGUGGACGAGUUCAUGGAGGUGUGGAAGAAGGCAUACUCGAAGUAUGACGAGCUAAACACAGAUGCAAAUAACGUGAGAAACGAACGAAAAAUGGAGUCUCCGCCGUCGACUGCAAAGGCUACAUCUUCCGGUAAAGCACUCAUCUCGUCUAAGGAUAUGAGGGCAUCUCCCACGUCGAAGUUUGCUAGAGCUGCUCAAACUGUCCACAGGCAAGAUUUAGUCGCUGCUGGGGGCCUCUCAGAAACAAAAAGAUCUCAUCAGCUUUGGCAUACACCUACAGAACUCUUCUCCCCACACUACGGUGAAGCUUUGGCCCGCUACAUUGUGGUCAAUUACAAGCUCAAUGGCCACUAUCCGUAUGACGAUCUUUUAAUUUACGAGAUGGGCGGUGGUAACGGAACCCUCAUGUGCAAUAUUUUGAACUUCAUCAAGCAGAACGAGCCUGACAUUUACAAUCGUACGCAAUACAAAAUCAUUGAGAUCUCCGACCAGUUGGCUCUAAAACAGUACUCGCAAGCACUUGGCCAGAAGCUUCUUUCUCAGGGACUAGAUCAGAAGAAAGUGCAAAUCAUCAAUAAAUCCAUCUUCAAGUGGGACAAAGUGAUUCAUGACCCGUGUUUCUUCAUUGCCUUGGAAGUGUUCGACAAUUUUGCUCAUGACCUUGUUCGUUACGACAUCACCACUGGCCAGCCCCAUCAGGGCUACGUCUUGGUAGACGACGCUGGUGAUUUCUAUGAGUUCUUUACACCCGAGUUGACUCAUUAUACUGAGGCUUAUUUGGGCUUAAGGGAGAAUGGGAGGUUCCCUGUUUUAGCCCAAAGUAAGACAAUGGCAGGUAAAUUGAUGCUGCUUAAAUCUGCGUUGCCCUUUGUUAACGAUGGCAGUGUUCAUCCAUUGCUACACUCAAAUUUCAAAAUGUCUAUUAAGGACAAACUACUACCAUUCAAGGAUCACCUCACUCCGGGAGAGUUCAUCCCCACUAGACUUCUACAAUUCUUCCAGAUCCUUAAGCACAGAUUUCCUAAUCAUACGCUCAUUAGCUCCGAUUUCAACGCUUUGCCUAAUACCAUCAACGGCCACUAUAAUGCUCCAGUCGUGCAAACUGUGAUAAAAGACAGAAUGGUAGACGUUUCGACAUACAUGGUGCACCAAGGGUUCUUUGAUAUCAUGUUUCCUACAGACUUUGCUUUAGCCAGUGAAAUGUACAAGCAAAUCACCGGCAAGUUGGCAAGAGUAGAGCUGCAUAAGGAAUUCUUACUGCAAUGGGCUGAUGUGGACGCUGUCACAACGUUGAAGGGAGAAAAUCCCAUGUUAGAUUUUUACAAAAAUGUCAGCUUCAUGGUAAGCUAG
This is a messenger RNA of Candidozyma auris, 1821 nucleotides long. RefSeq lists its product as uncharacterized. NCBI's taxonomy places the organism in Eukaryota, Fungi, Ascomycota, Pichiomycetes, Serinales, Metschnikowiaceae. The transcript has a single exon. Gene Ontology annotation, cellular component: mitochondrion. Bases 1 to 1821 code for a protein of 606 amino acids. The record is from RefSeq and is a predicted model, not a curated record. Gene Ontology annotation, molecular function: protein-arginine omega-N symmetric methyltransferase activity.